GAACAAGGAUCCUCUGAAUGAAACUGUCAUUGGGCUGUACCAGAAGUCAUCGAUGAAAAUUUUAUGCCAUCUUUAUGCCAGUUUUGCUUCCAUAGAUGAAGGGAUCUGCAGCAGUUCCUCAGCUGGACUGUCAUCUCAUUUUCCAGCUGAAGGUGGUGGGAAGAAGAAAGGAGCCAAGAAGAAGGGCUCUUCCUUCCAAACCGUCUCUGUAGUCUUUCGGGAAAAUCUGAAUAAGCUGAUGUCUAACUUGCGAACAACUCAUCCUCACUUUGUGCGUUGCAUCAUUCCCAAUGAAACGAAGACCCCAGGCCUGAUGGAUCACAAGCUCGUUCUGCACCAGCUGCGAUGUAAUGGAGUUCUGGAGGGCAUUCGGAUCUGCAGGAAAGGAUUUCCUAACAAGAUACCAUAUGGGGAUUUCAAACAAAGAUACCACCUUCUGAAUGCCAGUGCCAUCCCAGAAGGAAAGUUUAUUGAUAGCAGGAAGGCGUGUGAAAAGCUGCUGUCUUCCAUUGAGAUAGAUCAUACUCAGUACAAAUUCGGACACACUAAGGUGUUCUUCAAGGCAGGUUUGCUGGGUGUCCUGGAAGAGAUGAGAGAUGAACGUUUAGGACAGAUGAUCACACGGACCCAGGCUUUGUGCAGGGGAUACCUCCGGAGACUUGAGCUGAAAAAAAUGUUUGACCACAGGGAGUCCAUCCUCUGCAUCCAGUACAACAUCCGUGCAUUCAUGAAAGUCAAGCAGUGGCCCUGGAUGAAGUUGUACUUCAAGUUUAAACCCCUCUUAAAAAGUGUGGGAACUGAGAAAGAGCUGGCCAUGAUGAAGGAAGAGUUUGAGAGAACAAAAGAAGAACUGGAUAAAUCAGAAGCCACCAGGAACAAACUGGAAGAAAAAAUGGUGGCUCUGGUACAAGAGAAAAAGGACCUACAGCUGCAAGUACUAACUGAAAAUGAAAAUUUGGCUGAUGCUGAAGAAAGAUGUGACCAGCUGAUCAAACUAAAAUUCCAGCUGGAAGCAAGAAUAAAGGAGGUAAUGGAAAAGCUGGAAGAUGAUGAGGAGAUGAAUGCUGAUCUGGCAGCCAGAAAGAGGAAACUGGAGGAUGAAUGCUCUGAGCUGAAGAAAGAUAUGGAUGACCUUGAGUUAACAUUGGUCAAGGCUGAAAAGGAAAAGCAUGCCACUGAAAACAAGGUCAAAAAUCUGGCUGAAGUAGUGACAGGUUUGGACGAGACUGUUGCAAAGUUAGUGAAGGAGAAGAAGGCCCUUCAAGAAGCCCAGCAACAGGCACUGGAUGACCUGCAAAUAGAGGAGGAGAAAGUUAAUACCCUCACCAAAGCUAGGAUCAAGCUGGAGCAGCAAGUGAACCAUGUUGAAGGAUCUUUGGAACUCGAAAGAAAAGCGUGUGUGGACCUUGAACGGGCAAAGAGAAAACUUGAGGGAGACUUGAAACUUGCACAGGAAACCAUAGUAGAUCUGGAGAAUGAGAAACAACAUUUAGAUGAAAAAUUAAGGAAGAAAGACUUUGAUUUUAAUGAGAUGCAAAAGAAAAUUGCAGAACAGCGAAAUUCAGGUACUCAUUUGCAGAAGAAGAUCAGAGAAUUGCAGGCUCGUGCUGCAGAGCUGGAAGAGGAGAUCACGAGUGAGAAAACAACUCGGACAAAAGCAGAGAAGCGUUGUGCUGAGCUGGCUCGCGAGCUCGAGGAAACCCGUGGGAGCCUUGAAGAGGCUGGAGGAGCCAGCACUGCUCAAACGGAGCUCAGCAAGAAGCGUGAGGCAGAGUUCCAGAAGAUGCGCCGUGACCUGGAAGAGGCCACGCUGCAGCACGAAGCCACGGCUGCCGCCCUGCGCAAGAAGCACGCGGACAGCACAGCUGAGCUGGGCGAGCAGAUCGACAACCUGCAACGCGUGAAGCAGAAGCUGGAGAAGGAGAAGAGUGAGCUGAAGAUGGAGAUCGGUGACCUGGCCGGUCGUACAGAGGCCAUUACCAAGUCCAAGGCUGUUCUUGAAAAAAGGUACCGCACACUGGAGGAUGAGGUGAGUGAGAUGAAAGCCAGACUUGAGGAGCAACAGAGGAAUGUGAAUGAAAUGGUGAUGCAAAAAGCCCAGCUCCAGACAGAGUCUGGUGAACUAAGCCGUCAGCUCAAAGAGAAGGAAACUGUGAGGUUGCAGCUGUCCAGAAGCAAGCAGGCACUUACACAGCAAAUAGAAGAACUCAAGAGGCAGCUGGAGGAAGAGAUCAAGGCCAAGAACGCCCUGGCCCACGCCCUGCAGUCUGCUCGCCACGACUGUGACUUGCUCCGGGAACAAUAUGAGGAGGAGCAGGAGGCCAAGGGGGAGCUGCAGCGAGCCCUGUCCAAGGCCAACAGCGAAGUGGCUCAGUGGAGAACCAAAUACGAGACGGACGCGAUUCAGCGCACAGAGGAGCUCGAGGAGGCCAAGAAAAAGCUCUCUCAGCGUCUCCAGGAAGCAGGGCAGCAGGCAGACACGCUGAAUUCCAAGUGUGCCUCCUUGGAGAAGAUGAAGUUUAAGCUGCAGGGGGAAGUGGAGGAUCUGAAACUGGACAUAGAGAGAGCAAACACAUCAGCAGCUGCCCUUGACAGGAAACAGCAGAAUUUUGAUAAGGUCAUGGCAGAAUGGAAGGGGAAGUAUGAGGAGAGCCAGCUGGAGCGGGAAGCUCUCUCUAAAGAAGCAGGCUCGCUGAACACAGAGCUUUUCAAAGUGAAAAAUGCCUAUGAGGAAACCUUAGACCAGCUCGAAACAAUCAAGCGGGAGAACUCUGCUCUGCAGCAGGAAGCAGCUGAUCUCACAGAGCAAAUUACUGCAAAUGGCAAAAUGGUCAGAGACCUUGAGAAAGCCAAAAAGCAAGCUGAAGUAGAAAAAAAUGGUCUGCAAACAGCUCUGGAGGAGGCAGAGGCAGCUCUUGAGCAUGAAGAAGUCAAAAUCCUUGGUGUCAACCAAGAACUGACUCAGAUAAAGUCAGAAAUCAGCAGAAAGAUUGCUGACAAGGAUGAGGAGAUCAACCAGCUAAAAAAGAACCAGGAAAGGAUUGUGGAGACAAUGCAGGGUGUUUUGGAUUCUGAAAUCAGGAGCAGGAAUGAAGCCCUGAGGCUGAAGAAGAAGAUGGAGGGAGACCUGAAUGAAAUGGAGAUCCAGCUGAGCCAUGCCAACCGCCAGGCUGCAGAGGCACAAAAACACCUGCACAGCAUCCAGGGAGCUCUCAAGGACACCCAGAUCCAUCUGGAUGAUGCUCUGAGGACACAGGAUGACCUGAAGGAGCAGGUGGCCAUGGUGGAGCGCAGAGCAAACCUGCUGCAGGCUGAAGUUGAGGAGCUCCGGGCAGCCCUGGAGCAGACGGAGCGGUCGAGGAAAUUGGCUGAGCAGGAGCUUCUGGAUGCCACUGAACGUGCACAGCUCCUCCACACCCAGAACUCCAGCCUUUUUAAUACAAAGAAGAAGCUUGAAACUGAUAUAGCACAACUCCAAACAGAGAUAGAGGAUGUUACUAAUGAAGCAAAAAGUGCUGAAGAAAGAGCUAAGAAGGCAAUGACAGAUGCAGCCAGGAUGGCAGAGGAGCUGAAGAAGGAGCAGGACACCAGUGCCCACCUGGAGAGGAUGAAGAAGAACCUGGACCAGACAGUGAAGGACCUGCAGCACCGUCUGGAUGAGGCUGAGCAGGUGACACUGAAGGGAGGGAAGAAAGAGAUCCAGAAGCUGGAGGCCAGGAUCCGAGAAUUAGAAGCUGAACUGCAGGAAGAACAUAAAAAAUCCUCAGAGGCUAUAAAAAACAUCUGCAAAUAUGAACGGCGUUUCAAAGAGCUCACUUUUCAGUGUGAAGAACAAAAGAAGAGCAUGGUUAGGUUACAAGAUCUGAUAGAUCAACUGCAGAUGAAAAUCAAAUCCUACAGAAAACAAGCUGAAGAAGCUGGUGAACAAGCCAAUACUGAUCUCUCCAAACUGAAAAAUGCACUGCAUAAGAUGGGUGAGGCUCUGGAAAGGGCAGAUAUUGCUGAGAGCCAAGUAAAUAAACUCAGAGCUAAGGCCAGAGAAGGCUCUGCUACAAAGGUGGUGUUAGGAACUGAAAAAUGAGCUUCCUCUGGGAUAACUGGAACUUCCACAAAGUACCUCUCCAGCUGUGGAAGUAAUUUUCCCUUUGUUUAUGAACACAAACAUUUUCUGUUGCUGCUGCUGUACCAGUGUCAAUAAAAUAGAUAUCUGCAACUUCAAAUGCUCCAAAUGUGAA
Messenger RNA from Passer montanus (Eurasian tree sparrow), 4235 nucleotides. RefSeq names its product myosin-3-like. Gene Ontology annotation, cellular component: myosin complex. The record is from RefSeq and is a predicted model, not a curated record. The coding region runs from base 53 to 4081 and encodes 1342 amino acids. NCBI's taxonomy places the organism in Eukaryota, Metazoa, Chordata, Aves, Passeriformes, Passeridae. Gene Ontology annotation, molecular function: protein binding; cytoskeletal motor activity; ATP binding. The transcript has 26 exons.